CAGGGCUGCGGGGUGCGCGGGUGUGCGGGGCCCCGGGGAGGCGGGCGGGGCGCGGGCGGGCGGGGCCGCCGGCCGGGAGCCCGUAAAAGCGGAGGGAGCCGAGCGGCCGCAGCUCCGACCAUGGCCCGUCCGCAGCUCCCGCUGGCGCUCAGCCUGGCCCUGCUGGCCACCGCCUGCCUCCUGGCGCUGCCGCAGCGCGCCGCCGCCCGGCCCCGGGAGCGCCUGGUGGGCGGCCGGCAAGAGCUGCCUAUCGACGACCCGCAGGUGAAGAGGGCAGCCCAGGCGGCCGUGGCCAGCUACAACAUGGGCAGCAACAGCCUCUACUUCUUCCGGGACACGAACAUCGUCCGCGCCAGCAGCCAGCUGGUGGCCGGAGUUAAGUACUACCUGACCGUGGACAUGGGGAGCACUGCCUGCCGCAAGACCAUGGGGGCCAGAGACCAGAUGGACCUCACCACCUGCCCGCUGGCCGCAGAGCAGGACCAAGAGAAGCUGCGCUGUGACUUUGAGAUCCUGGUGGUCCCCUGGAAGAACUCCUCCCAACUCCUGAAACACGACUGCGUGCCCCUCUAGACCCCUGGCGGCGAACCUGGCGUGGGAGCGUGGGAGCGGCGCACGGGUGGAGGGCACGGGGGGCCGCGGGCUGUGUCUGUUGCAAUAAAUCGCUGGUAUUGCUUCUUG
Sorex araneus (European shrew) is the source of this 681-nucleotide messenger RNA. It is a transcript of the gene CST6, whose product is annotated as cystatin E/M. Gene Ontology annotation, molecular function: cysteine-type endopeptidase inhibitor activity. Gene Ontology annotation, cellular component: extracellular exosome. The record is from RefSeq and is a predicted model, not a curated record. NCBI's taxonomy places the organism in Eukaryota, Metazoa, Chordata, Mammalia, Eulipotyphla, Soricidae. The transcript has 3 exons. The coding region runs from base 121 to 573 and encodes 150 amino acids.